AACCCUACGAAUUCCCUUUGCUGUAUCUCAUUUCACCACAUCCACACCCAACACAAAAAUGUCCACCAUUUCCAUCCUCCCCACCGCUCUCCAGGACUACCACCCCAUCGCCGCCCUCGAAACCCACGUCUUCCACGACGACCCCUUCAGCAUAGUAGGCUUCGGGCCCCUCCGCGCCUCACCUUCCAACAUCGCCCGACGAGCCGCGAACCUUGCUGCACCGUCCUCAAGACCAGGGGAGUGGAGUCUCGUGACCAAGGCUGUGGAUGAGAGGGGUGUUGUUGUCGGGGCUGCUGUUUGGGGGUUGGUUACUGGGAGGAAAGGGGAGGUUAAUGGGGGAAAGGAAGAGGGGAAGGAGAAGGGAGAGUGGAAACAAGAGGAUUGGGGCGAGAGUGCUAACCAGAGGUUUUGUGAGGAGGUUUUUGUUAGAGGGGAUGAGCAUAUGGUUAGGAGUUGUGGGGUGGGGGAUUAUGCUAGUGAGUUUUGUCUCUUUCAGUUCCUUGUAUGACAACUUAAAGGAAACGCAAAAGUUUUGAGAAGAGAAACUUUUGCUAAUGAGUGAACAG
Molecule: messenger RNA, 566 nt
Organism: Mollisia scopiformis
Lineage: Eukaryota; Fungi; Ascomycota; Leotiomycetes; Helotiales; Mollisiaceae
Exons: 1
Coding region: 59-508 (149 amino acids)
Source: RefSeq, a predicted model, not a curated record